Telopea speciosissima is the source of this 369-nucleotide messenger RNA. RefSeq lists its product as uncharacterized. The record is from RefSeq and is a predicted model, not a curated record. The transcript has a single exon. Bases 1 to 369 code for a protein of 122 amino acids. NCBI's taxonomy places the organism in Eukaryota, Viridiplantae, Streptophyta, Magnoliopsida, Proteales, Proteaceae.
AUGGAGCUGAUGAACUGGGUGUUUCACAGUGUACUAGAUAUGUAUGUCAUCAUAUUCAUUGAUGGCAUCUUGAUAGACUCAAAGAAUGAGAGGGAACAUGUCGAUCAUCUCCGACUAGUAUUGCAACGCUUGAGAGAGAAACAAUUGUAUGCCAAAUUUAGUAAAUGUGAGUGUUGGCUACACCAAGUAGCGUUCUUGUGGCAUAUUGUCUCCGCCAAUGGUAUAGAGGUUGACCCCGGAAAGGUGAAGGCAAUGGUAGAUUGGGAAACUCCUAAGAGCAUUGCAGACAUCCAUAGUUUAUUAGGUUUAGCUGGUUACUACAGGAGAUUCAUCGAGAACUUCUUGACACUUUCGGCCCCGAUGACUUGA